AUGACUAUCGCGAGUCUGCUUCUGUCCGUGCGCGACAACGUCUUCCGAAACUUGAGCCGGUCCUUCUUGGCGUCGUUGAUCCUGGCACCGCUUAUCUGCAUCUUGAUCAAUGAGGUCAUCCGUUACAAUGCACGGAUUGGCAAGUUGAAAGGCCCAUUGGGAUUGCCUGUAAUAGGUAAUAUCUGGGAUAUUCGAGUCAAUGCCGCGGAGAAAUAUCGCGAAUGGGCCAAGCAGUUUGGAGAUGUGUAUCAGAUCCAACUUGGAAAUGUUCCCGUUGUGGUUGUCAACUCUGCAUCGGCAGCUCGAAGUCUCUUGACCAAGUCGUCGUUCAGCUCCCGUCCCGAGUUCUACACCUUCCACAAAGUCGUUUCCGACACCGCCGGGACCACAAUUGGGACAUCUCCCUACAGCGACUCGCUCAAGCGUCGCCGCAAAGGGGCUGCGUCCGCGCUCAACAAACCUUCUAUACAAACUUAUAUUCCUCAUCUUGACAUCGAGACUCGGGGAUUCAUUCAGGAGCUCUAUGACUUUGGCGGUGCUGGCAGAAAACCUGUCGAUCCCAUGCCGAUGAUCCAACGCCUUUCGCUCUCUCUCGGACUCACACUCAACUGGGGUACUCGCCUCAAGAGUCAGAAGGAUAACCUUUUCGAUGAGGUUACGCAUGUAGAGGAAGAGAUCAGUCGUUUCCGGUCUACUACAGGCAAUAUUCAGGACUACAUUCCAUUGCUUCGUCUCAAUCCCAUCAAUAAACACUCCGCAAAGGCGAGGGAGAUGCGGCAACGACGCGACACAUAUCUGGCGGCACUCAACAACGGGCUCGACGAAAGCAUUGCCAAUGGAAGCUACAAGCCCUGUAUCCAAGCCAAUGUCAUUCUGGACAAGGAGAACAAGCUGAACAAGGAGGAACUUACCUCGAUUAGUUUGACUAUGCUCUCUGGUGGCCUAGAUACUGUCACCACAUUAGUUGCCUGGGUCCUCGCUUUGUUAGCACAGCAUCCCGAGAUCCAGGACAAGGCUCUUUCGGAAAUUCGGAAAUUCUACAGCGACAAGGAGCCGAUGUGCAGGGCCGAUGAUGACCAAAAGUGCGAAUAUGUUGUGGCUCUGGUGAGAGAGAGCCUGAGGUAUUUCACCGUGCUACGUCUUGCCCUGCCGCGUGUUUCGGUUCAGGACGUCGUUUAUGAGGGUAUCGUCAUCCCAAAGGGCACCGUGGUGUUUCUCAAUGCUUGGGCCUGUAAUAUGGAUCCUAAAGUGUGGUCGGACCCUGACAUCUUCCGACCUGAAAGAUGGUUGGAACAACCUGACGCUCCUUUCUUCGCCUAUGGAAUAGGAUAUCGCAUGUGUGCUGGGUCACUCCUCGCCAACCGAGAACUGUACCUUUUGUUCAUGCGGCUAAUCAACAGCUUUCGUAUCGAGAGGUAUGAUGAUAUUGAUUGCCAUCCAGUAUACGGAAAUGCCGAUCCGACAAGUUUAGUAGCCAUGCCGAAGCGUUAUAAAGCCAGGUUCAUCCCGCGGAACGACCCGAUCCUCAGAAACGAACUGGAAGUUCAGCUUGAGUAG
Molecule: messenger RNA, 1557 nt
Organism: Thyridium curvatum
Lineage: Eukaryota; Fungi; Ascomycota; Sordariomycetes; Thyridiales; Thyridiaceae
Exons: 3
Coding region: 1-1557 (518 amino acids)
Molecular function (GO): heme binding; oxidoreductase activity, acting on paired donors, with incorporation or reduction of molecular oxygen; monooxygenase activity
Source: RefSeq, a predicted model, not a curated record